Prunus armeniaca (apricot) is the source of this 534-nucleotide messenger RNA. The record is from the annotation of a GenBank genome assembly. NCBI's taxonomy places the organism in Eukaryota, Viridiplantae, Streptophyta, Magnoliopsida, Rosales, Rosaceae.
AUGGAAGAAUAUGACUUCCGUUGGGGUGGGGUUGCUCCUAAAUACCGUAACCAUGAAAACUGUACUUUAGAACUUCACCAUGGGGGUGUGUUGGAAAGUGGGGAGUAUAAAAAUGAAAAAGUUUGUUACUUGGAUAAUGUUAUAGAGGAUUUUCUGUCAUUGGUGGACUUAAGAAAGGUAGGGAAAGAGCUUGGUUACAAUGUAGACAUUUCUAACCCCAAACCAAAUAUGGAAAUAUGGUAUAGGAAGGGUGGAACCCAUGGUGUAGAUGGGCUUGAACUUAUCAGCUCUGAUGCUAAACUGAUUGACAUGUUGGGCCAAAUGUCAUGUAAUAGGAUUGUUGUGUUGUACUAUACUGAAGUGGGCAAUUCUAAUAUAGUUUGGAGUCAAACAUCUUUUGGGUGCCAAGGUUUGGAUGGUGCAAACAAUUAUGCAGAGGUGCAACACAAUGUUCAGGUGGAAGAUGAAACUAAGGUGCAAGACAAAAGUCAGGUGGAAGAUGAAAUUGGGGUGCAAGAUAAUGUUGAUGUUUAA